Schistocerca gregaria is the source of this 3313-nucleotide messenger RNA. Its product is annotated as heat shock 70 kDa protein cognate 4. The coding region runs from base 1136 to 3106 and encodes 656 amino acids. Gene Ontology annotation, cellular component: nucleus; cytoplasm; plasma membrane. The transcript has 5 exons. NCBI's taxonomy places the organism in Eukaryota, Metazoa, Arthropoda, Insecta, Orthoptera, Acrididae. Gene Ontology annotation, molecular function: ATP binding; misfolded protein binding; ATP-dependent protein folding chaperone. Gene Ontology annotation, biological process: protein refolding; cellular response to unfolded protein; vesicle-mediated transport. The record is from RefSeq and is a predicted model, not a curated record.
GUAUUACUGUUCAGAUUAUUGAAUUGAUGUAAAAAACGCUUUCUCUCAGUAGUACAUUCUUUUAUUCUUAAUAUUUGGGAUUAAUGGGUGACGCUGCACGCUUAACACGUUUCAUCAACUCACUGCGAUGAGUCAGCUAGGUUCUAACCUACGUCACUUGUGAUUACUGCGACCUUGCCGUAACUUUCCUUGUAUUGAUCCGUGUUCACGUCAUGCUUCAAAUGUUACAAUAUCAGGACGAGUCAUAUUGACUGUAACACAAACUUAUUACUAACGGUCUCCGAAUCCACAAAUACCAUGUUCUAAAACAAGCUUUAACGUUUUUACUGUAAUUUUAUCGCAGCGUUUACGGAACUUCUGUUUCGGCAUUGUGACUUCACAUUACCACGACUCAACUAAAUCGAUUACUAUUAAGUACAAAACUAUCUAAUAAGUGGUAUAACGGCUUACAUGCAUUUUACCUCCUUUUCGUAAAAUCUAUACAGAACUUUACUUACAAAACUAUUUCUUAACUUAAUUAUACACUUCAAUUACUUUGCAGGCAGAAUAUACAUUGCAACACAUUUAUUUAUCCCUUUAUUUUCUUUCAACGACAACAUCGAGCAAUUUAUGCAGGACCCCCACCCCGCCCAUAUAUGACCUAUUCCUUGAAAGAAACUUCGCGGCGGCUAUCGAUCCCCGUUGAUGCAGGAAACCUCCAGAAUAUUCCUGCGCCAUCUACCAACACCCAGUUUACAGCUUUGCCGCCAUUGCGGUGAAAUUUUAGAAUUUAAUACAUAAUUUUUGGAAUGCUUAAAACGUAGUGUCAAGUUCGAAAAACGUGAAUGACGGUAAACUGAAGUAUUUUGUGACAUAUAUUCGUUCUUACGAUUUACUGGCGUUCAGUUGUUGGUGGUAACUACUUUACGUCUGCGCAACAACAUGUAAACCACGUGCACGCGACCUCCGCGCGCUACUCUGAGCAGUCGUCACGUCAUUGGUGGAUUCUCGGAGAAGGUUCUGGAACUUGGUGCAAAAGCAGUCAAUAAAACCGACAGCGGAGGAACCCAGCGCCGAUUUGGAAUCAGAACAGCGGAGAGUGUGCACGUGUGUUAUUUAUUGAAGUUGUGCCUGCAAUAUACGCUAACGAAAGAAAAUGGCUGUUAAAGCACCUGCAGUGGGAAUUGAUCUAGGUACCACCUACUCCUGUGUUGGAGUGUUCCAGCAUGGGAAAGUGGAAAUCAUCGCCAAUGAUCAAGGGAAUCGUACAACACCUAGCUACGUCGCAUUUACGGACACAGAGCGACUCAUUGGCGAUGCUGCUAAAAAUCAGGUGGCCAUGAACCCAAGUAACACUAUUUUUGAUGCAAAGCGUCUUAUUGGGCGCCGUUUCGACGACCAGGCUGUACAAAGCGAUAUGAAGCAUUGGCCUUUCAAAGUCAUAAGUGAUGCUGGCAAACCAAAGAUUCAGGUUCAGUACAAAGGCGAAACGAAGACUUUCUUCCCUGAGGAGGUUAGCUCAAUGGUCCUGACAAAAAUGAAGGAAACUGCAGAGGCGUACCUUGGUAAAAAUGUCAGCAACGCUGUGAUUACGGUUCCUGCCUACUUCAAUGAUUCGCAGAGGCAAGCCACCAAGGAUGCGGGAGCCAUUGCUGGACUCAAUGUGUUGCGAAUUAUUAACGAGCCAACAGCGGCUGCAAUUGCCUAUGGUCUCGAUAAGAAGGUAAGUGGUCAUGGUGAAAGAAACGUGCUUAUCUUUGACUUGGGUGGUGGUACAUUUGAUGUGUCAAUUCUGACAAUUGAAGAUGGUAUUUUUGAAGUGAAAGCCACAGCAGGAGACACUCAUUUAGGAGGUGAAGACUUUGAUAACCGCAUGGUUAACCAUUUUGUGCAAGAAUUUAAGAGAAAGUACAAAAAAGACCUUACUACCAACAAAAGAGCACUGCGUAGGUUGAGAACUGCCUGUGAAAGAGCAAAACGCACCCUAUCUUCGUCAACUCAAGCCAGUAUUGAAAUAGAUUCUCUCUAUGAGGGUAUUGACUUCUAUACAUCUAUAACAAGAGCAAGGUUUGAAGAGCUCAAUGCUGACUUGUUCAGGUCAACUAUGGAACCUGUGGAGAAAGCACUCCGUGAUGCGAAGAUGGACAAAGCUCAGAUUCAUGACAUCGUGUUGGUUGGUGGGUCAACUCGUAUUCCAAAAGUACAAAAGUUGCUUCAAGACUUCUUCAAUGGCAAAGAACUGAACAAAUCAAUUAACCCAGAUGAGGCAGUAGCAUAUGGAGCAGCUGUACAAGCAGCAAUAUUGGCAGGUGACAAGUCUGAAGAAGUGCAGGACUUGCUACUGCUUGAUGUUACACCACUAUCUCUUGGUAUAGAGACUGCAGGUGGUGUGAUGACGACUCUUAUCAAACGAAAUACCACAAUCCCAACAAAGCAAACCCAGACAUUCACAACAUAUUCGGACAACCAACCUGGUGUGCUCAUUCAGGUGUAUGAAGGUGAGCGUGCCAUGACAAAGGACAACAAUCUUCUGGGUAAAUUCGAAUUGACAGGAAUUCCACCUGCCCCAAGAGGUGUGCCUCAAAUUGAAGUCACUUUUGACAUUGAUGCUAAUGGUAUCUUGAAUGUAACUGCUGUGGAGAAAUCAACUGGCAAGGAGAACAAAAUCACAAUUACAAAUGACAAGGGCCGUUUGAGCAAGGAAGAAAUCGAGCGCAUGGUCAAUGAAGCUGAACGUUACCGUGCUGAAGACGAGAAGCAGAAGGCAACUAUUGCAGCGAAAAAUGGACUCGAGUCUUACUGCUUCAACAUGAAGUCUACUGUGGAAGACGAAAAGUUGAAAGACAAGAUCUCCGACUCAGACAAGCAAACUAUCUUGGACAAGUGCAAUGAAGUUAUCCGUUGGCUUGAUGCCAACCAGCUGGCUGAGAAGGAAGAAUUUGAGGAGAAGCAGAAGGAACUCGAGCAGAUCUGCAAUCCUAUCAUCACCAAAUUGUACCAGGGUGCAGGAGGAGCUCCUGGAGGAAUGCCUGGUGGUUUCCCUGGUGGAUUCCCAGGUGCUGGUGGAGCUGCUGCUGGUGGUGCAGGUGCCGGUGGUGCUGGGCCAACUAUUGAAGAGGUUGACUAAAUGUGAAAGUGCUAAAGGUUAAUCUGUCCAGUUCAGUGCAGUUUUCAGUUCAAGCUUCAAGAUUUUUGUUAACUUGAAGUGUGCAGCAACAUGUUACAGACAGAACUUCAAUAUAGCUCAAAAAUCUUGUUUCGUUAGAAAUGUUUUCAAUUUCAAAUCCAUGUAAAUUGUUGUUUGGCUUUAAUUAAAGAGCUGUUCAGAAGAAAA